UAUACCGAAAAAGCUUCCCCCAAUUUGGCCGCCCCCGCUUCCCCGCCAUCGGCCGCACGCGCCGCGCCAUCUGCCGUAACGUUGUAGUCUCUCCUAUUACAAGUCCCCAUCGAACUCUGCAAUUUUAGUCCAAAUCGAAAUCUAACAUCUUCUUCUUCCUCAUAUAAAAAAGAUGAGAGUUUUAGGCACCUGCAAUUCACUGUCGCCAAUCUCCUUCGUUAAUUCUUCGAAUUUUCGCCGUUGCUUUCUUCCUUCAGAAACCCUAAUUCCAUCUCUCUCCUCAACUCUUCCUCUUCGGAGAGUGUCUCGGUUAUCGAGCUCGAGCUCAGCUCCCAUGGCGGCUGCUUACGUGGCGCCGGCUGAGCCCAAGAAGCCCGUCAAGCCGUGGCUCGUCGUCGGCCUCGGCAAUCCCGGCAAGAAAUACGACGGAACUCGUCACAAUGUUGGUUUUCAGUUGGUUGAUGCCAUUGGUGAAGCUGAAGGAAUAUCUAUUAACAGUGUUUCUUUCAAAGCUCUAUUCGGAAAAGGUUUUAUUGGAGAUGUUCCAAUUAUGCUUGUCAAACCACAAACCUUCAUGAAUUCAAGCGGUGAGUCUGUUGGAGCAAUUGUCUCGUAUUACAAGAUUCCACACGAGCAAGUGCUUGUGAUCUAUGACGAUCUAGAUUUUCCUUUUGCAAAACUGAAAAUGUUGCCUAAGGGUGGACAUGGAGGUCACAAUGGGAUGAGAAGUAUCAUUGAUCAUUUUAAAGGGAACCGUAAUUUUCCGCGUUUGAGAAUUGGUAUUGGACGCCCCCCUGGGAAGAUGGAUCCAGUUAACUUUGUUCUUCGACCGUUCACUAAACAAGAACGUGAAGAGCUGAAUUUUACAUUCCAAGACGGAAUAGAAGCAGUUCGGAUUCUUUUGCUUGAGGGCUUCAAUAAAAGUGCAACAUUUGUGAACACUGCCAAACCCUUGAAACAACUAGGAUAAUCUGGCAUCUUACUCUUUUGGUUGAGGGGGGAAAAUGUGAUUUCUGAUUUUUUUAGGUCUUGUUUACUUAUACUGAAGAACUGGAAGCUGGUUAUAAUUAUUUAUUCUUUGAAGGAGCUGCGGCAGAAAAAAUUUGCCAAGAAGUUUAUAUUUGAAUGAAUUAGAUAGCGGAUUUGUAAUCCUUACACUUAUUGGUAUGUCUUUAGCAAAAAUACAAAUAAAGGAACAACACAUUGAUAU
Molecule: messenger RNA, 1210 nt
Organism: Morus notabilis
Lineage: Eukaryota; Viridiplantae; Streptophyta; Magnoliopsida; Rosales; Moraceae
Product: peptidyl-tRNA hydrolase, mitochondrial
Exons: 8
Coding region: 173-970 (265 amino acids)
Molecular function (GO): peptidyl-tRNA hydrolase activity
Source: RefSeq, a predicted model, not a curated record